Messenger RNA from Sporisorium graminicola, 1158 nucleotides. RefSeq lists its product as uncharacterized. The transcript has 2 exons. Gene Ontology annotation, cellular component: fungal-type vacuole membrane. The record is from RefSeq and is a predicted model, not a curated record. Gene Ontology annotation, biological process: macroautophagy. Lineage: Eukaryota; Fungi; Basidiomycota; Ustilaginomycetes; Ustilaginales; Ustilaginaceae. The coding region runs from base 1 to 1158 and encodes 385 amino acids.
AUGAAGUUCCUUGCCGCGCUCACCGUCGCCCUCUCCGCCACUGCCGGCGCUUUCGCCCAGGGUUCGAGCGGCAACGCGACCACGUUCGCCGACGGCCUGCUCACAGCACUGCGAGCCAGCAACCUCUCGCGUCUUGCGGAUGCGGUGGGCAACAACUCGGCCGCACUCCUGGGCGCUCUUCAGGGCGGCAACAAGACCGUGCUGGCGCCCUCGGACCAGGCGUUCCAGGCACUGGGCGGCAACAUCGACAACCAGACGCUCAUCGCGACAAUCGCGUACCAUGUGCUUAACGGAACGGUGAGCUACAGCCAGCUGGGGACGGACAACAAGACGAUUGCGGCGUCGGCGCUCAACUCGAGCGAGUUUGUGCAUCUGCCACGCAACCGCAGCCAGGUCGUCGUGCUGUCCAAGCACUCCGGCAACAACACGGCCUACGUGCAGCUGGCUUCAGGCAACGUGUCGUUCAGCUUGGCGCAGGACGGACCGCAGUACCAGAACAUCCGCGUGCAGCCGAUCAACCAGGUGCUCACUGUCCCGACCAACACGUCCGGUGUUGCGUCGUCGCUGGGUGCGUCGCAGCUGGCCUCGCUGCUGGGCAACGCAGGUCUGGUUGAUGCGCUGGAUUCGUCGAUCGUGACCGUGUUUGCGCCGAGCAACGAGGCGAUCCAGGCGGUGCAGUCGACCGUGGAGGCCGCCACGGACCAGCAGCGCCAGGCUGUGCUGCUCAACCACGUGCUCAACGGCACUGUCGUCUACUCGACCAGCCUCGCCUCCACGCCCAGCGCUAUCUCCGCCGCGGGCAACGAGCUCCGCUUCACCGCAAACGCCACGGGCGCCUUUGUCACCAGCGGCAACGUCACCGCACGCAUCGUCCAGAGUGACUACAUCGCCAAGAACGGCGUCGUCCACGUGAUCGACAGAGUGCUCCUCAACACCACCGAGAACACCCAGGCCGCCGCGUCGGCCUACAGCUCGGCUACGGCUGCGGCGGCCACGCAGACCGCUGCGCCUGGCGUGGGAUCCGGAUCCGGCAGCGGUGGUAACGGCAAUGGCGGAAGCGGUAGUGGCGGCGGCAGUGGCGCUGGUACUGUCAAGACUGGUGGCGGUGCGGCGGCAGUGGCUGCGCUGCUUGGAUCGGGUUUCUGGCUGCUUGUUUGA